CCACGUGACAAAAACAUGUUCAUGUAAACAGAAGAGCGACGGCGGCCAUUGCUAGAACUCAUGAAGUCCACUUCCUACUUCAUCUUGCCGGUCCUGGCCAACAUCCUGACCUUGUGUCGGGGCUACACUCUGAGGGGCUCGGUCUCCUGGGUGGUCUCCGCCAACGAUGUGGUGGAGGACGCCGACCUGUCGGAGGAGGUCGCCCCGUCCUUGCUAGUGGACGGUGGCGGUCUAUGGAAGCAGGCGUAUCCGUCAGCCAACGUCCUCCGGGACGGCAGCGUGGAGAGCCCCGGGGAGAGAAUGGAGCCUAGAGGUGACUCCAGUGCGGUGCAGCGGCGCUCCCGCCUCUUCUCCUACAGGCGGGAGAAGAAUGAGAAGGCAGCCGGCGGAAAGGGCCCUCCUCCGCACCAGGAGACGGCCAGGACUGCUCGGUACAUCGCGCACAGCAGCGACUGGGGCUACCUCGCCACCAUUUCUACCCAAGACAAGAUUAAAGGUGUUCCUUUUGGGAACAUUUUCUCCAUCAGUGAUGGUCCAGUGGACAACAGUACUGGAGUCAUCUACUUCUAUGUGACCCCCAUGGAUAACACCGUGGAAGACCUGAAAGUCAACCCCUUUGCUUCCAUCACAUUCUCAGAGGCUGAGGGGGAUUUCUGCAGACAAAUGGUGUACGAUCCAGAAGAUCCCAGGUGUGCCCGACUCACGCUGACAGGCAAGAUGGCGGCGGUACCCCCGGAGGAGCUCAACUUUGCCAAGGCGGCAGUGUUCUCCAGGCAUCCCGUGAUGGCAAAGUGGCCCAAGGGACACAACUGGUUCUUUAUGAAGCUGGAGCUGAUCCAAGUCUGGCUGCAGGACUGGACCGGAGGCACAGUGCUCGUUCCGCUGGAGGAAUACUUCAAAGCUCUGCCUUUCUGAGGAUACGACGACCUCUGCAUCACCGCAUCAGUCGGCCUAAAAAUAUCACAGAUGUCUCUUGUGAAUUCCAAGAUAAUUUAUUGCAGAUUUAAAACUGGAUAGAACGAUAUCGGAUAUCACACCUGGUGUAGAGUGUGCAUCCAUCAUCAUUUAUUUUCUCUAUUUUCUAGUGCUGGUCUUCAUUAUUGUGGGCUGGAGAUUAUCUCAGCUGACUUUGGCCAAGAGGCAGGGUAGACUCUGGACAAUGGAGGUUCAAACUCAGAACAGUUUUGCCAGAAACUGAGAUUGUAAGUCUGCCUUAAAUCAUUUUCUUACUUGAAUUAAAGAAUGUUUUUGAACCUA
Nerophis ophidion (straightnose pipefish) is the source of this 1257-nucleotide messenger RNA. It is a transcript of the gene creg2, whose product is annotated as cellular repressor of E1A-stimulated genes 2. NCBI's taxonomy places the organism in Eukaryota, Metazoa, Chordata, Actinopteri, Syngnathiformes, Syngnathidae. The transcript has 4 exons. The coding region runs from base 61 to 915 and encodes 284 amino acids. The record is from RefSeq and is a predicted model, not a curated record.